Molecule: messenger RNA, 1486 nt
Organism: Lathyrus oleraceus (garden pea)
Lineage: Eukaryota; Viridiplantae; Streptophyta; Magnoliopsida; Fabales; Fabaceae
Exons: 3
Coding region: 124-1212 (362 amino acids)
Source: RefSeq, a predicted model, not a curated record
UUCAAUUGAACUCCAAAACGGCAACACAUUCAUUGAGCAUGGCAUUGAAUUCACUAUAUAUAUUUGCAGCAGUAUUUCGUUUAUGCUCACACAGUCACUAAGUUUCUAUCAUUACACAGCCUAAUGGAGUUUAAAAAUCUAUCCGUUUUAGUUCUCUUUUUGUUGGUUCUUGUGGGGAUAAAUGGAUCUAAAUCUGGAGAAGAAUAUUGGAAAUCUGUUUGGCCAAACACGCCUAUACCUAAAGCACUUUCAGAUUUGAUGAUUUCUGAUAGAGAAACUAAUAUGCCUAUCAAAAGUCAAGAAGAGAAUCAAUAUUGGACUAUCUUUUUUGAACAUGAUCUAUAUCCCGGGAAAACAAUGAAUUUAGGCAUUCAAAAACAUUAUGAUAUCCAAUCAUCAAAAUCACCAAGAUAUCUACCUAUCAAAAAGGCAACCGAAACAGAAACUAAUACAAUAAGUCAACCUUUUGGAGUAUGUAUAUGGUGGUAUAAAAAAGAAUCUGAUAGAACCAAUCAAACUUUUUUAUCUAGUGUGUGUGAUAAAAAAGAAACCACAAAAGAAAAACAACCUUUUGGAAUUAGUGUGUGGUGGUAUAAGAAAGAAACAGAAAAAGAAAAUCAACCUUUUGGAUUUUGGGCAUGGGCAAGCAAAGAAACUAAAAAAGCAAAUCAACUUUAUGUAAAAGAUACACAAAAAGAAAGUCAACAUUUUGUAUCACACGCAUCAGAUGAAAAAGAAGUUCAGAUUCUUAACAACUAUUGUAGAACUCAAUCAGCAAUAGGGGAAGACAAAUAUUGUGCGCUUUCACUAGAAUCAAUGAUGGAUUUUGUCAUUUCAAAGCUUGGAAAGAAUGUCAAAGUCAUGUCAAGUUCCCUAAGUCAAAAUCAGGACAAAUAUAUAGUGGAGGAAGUAAAUAAAAUUGGAGACAAAGCAGUGAUGUGCCAUAGAUUGAAUUUUAAAAAAGUUGUGUUUUAUUGUCAUGCAGUCAAUGCGACAACAACUUACAUGGUCCCAUUGGUGGCCUCUGAUGGAACUAAAUCAAAAGCACUUACUAUUUGCCAUCAUGACACUAGAGGUAUGAAUCCUAAUGUGUUGAAUGAAGUUCUCAAUGUUAAUCCAGGAACUGUCUCUGUUUGCCAUUUUAUCGGCAACAAGGCUAUUGCUUGGGUACCUGAUACGAGUGAGUCUGGUGGCCAUCCUUGUGACAUCUAGUAGAUUUUGAAAUUGAUUAUAAUCCUAUGCUUGGACUUAUUAUAAAGUGAUAUAUGAGAUUAAAUAUGAUGUGAAAAUAUCGUAUCUUAUGUAUCUACAGUAUCAUCCAUAUAUUCUAAAUAAAACAAGAUGUCCUAAAUUAGUUAGAACUAUGAGUUUGUGUUUGUGCAAUAUGUCAAUCUAUGACUAGUAUCCGAUGUACUUUAUGCAAAAUAUCAUAUUUAUAUGGAUUUCAAAUGGUUAAUAUAUCAAAGUUAGUGUCUUUCUUUUGUUA